Penaeus monodon (black tiger shrimp) is the source of this 657-nucleotide messenger RNA. RefSeq lists its product as uncharacterized. The transcript has a single exon. The record is from RefSeq and is a predicted model, not a curated record. Gene Ontology annotation, molecular function: nucleic acid binding. The coding region runs from base 1 to 657 and encodes 218 amino acids. Gene Ontology annotation, biological process: DNA integration. Lineage: Eukaryota; Metazoa; Arthropoda; Malacostraca; Decapoda; Penaeidae.
AUGUCCCUGCUCUCCGGGUGGACUUCGAGAUUCGGCAUCCCUGCCCUCAUAACGUCCAACCAGGGCACCUCUUUCACUUCGCAGCUCUGGACGUCCCUGGGGCAGUUGUUGGGCACCUCCAUCCAUCACGCCAUGGCUUACAACCCGGAAGCUAACGGCAUGGUAGAGCGUUUCCACAGAAUUCUGAAAGCUGCCCUGAUGUCUCGAUGUAGCAACUCAAUGUGGUUUUCGAAAUUUCCCUGGGUCCUUCUCGGCCUACGAACGACUCCAAAAGAAGGGCUCGACGUCUCUCAAGCAGAGAUGGUUUUCGGAGACCUCGUGGUUCCUGGCGAAAUCUUCCCCAAUGCUCCAUCGAGCGACGACAUCGCUAGACUACGACGCAUCGUCGGGAAGUUCGUCCCCUGCAAACAGACCUACAGGCCACCCAAACACUGUUACGAUCUACGCGCGAUGAAGUAUGUUUCCCUCCGCACACGCGCCCACACGCCUCCCCUCACCCCUCCCUACUCUGGCCCAUAUGAAGUCAUUGAAAGGAAGGAAAAGGCAUUCCUGCUACAGAUUAAAGGCGUCAAUGAUUGGAUCUCGAUAGAUCGCCUAAAGCCAGUGUAUCUUCAGGACGAAGAUCCCCCUCCAGUACGGUUCUCCAGAGUAUUGUAA